This is a messenger RNA of Helobdella robusta, 2331 nucleotides long. RefSeq lists its product as hypothetical. Bases 115 to 1797 code for a protein of 560 amino acids. Lineage: Eukaryota; Metazoa; Annelida; Clitellata; Rhynchobdellida; Glossiphoniidae. The record is from RefSeq and is a predicted model, not a curated record. Gene Ontology annotation, molecular function: protein binding. The transcript has 11 exons.
GGAGAUUUAAAUCAUUACAUGUUUACAAUAUUUACCCUAACUUUAUUAGUCAUCAUUUGGUUCUAUAAUAGUUUAAAUAUUUAUUUUUAAUUUUGUAAGUAAAGAAAAAGAAAUAUGCAGUGGUAUACAGGUAACAUAACUGAAGCCAUAAGUUUGUGUAAAUCGCAGAAUUCUCUCUUCAUUGUUUUGGUUGAAGCAGCAGCCGAAGAUGAAUCAGCUGGGAGUGUGUGGAAUGAUCCAGAAGUUCAGAAACUAUUUGCUGAUAAUAAUCAAUAUGUAGCACUUAAGCUCAAGUCGGAUAGUGAGUUAGCCAAGCAGUUUACUCAGAUAUACCCAGUAUUCAUCCACCCGACCCUGUACUUUAUUGGUCGGCAUGGUCAGCCCCUUGAGGUGAAAGUUGGACCUCUGAAUGCCACCAAUUUGGCCCAAAGUGCCAGGAGAGCAUUUGAUCUUCAUGAUGUCUCUCUCCAUCCAAUGACGGCACCAACAACUUCCAGCACCACAAGUACUAGCACUGUACUACCCAGUAUGUCAACUGCAACAAAUACAUCCAACCAACCAUCCUCCACUGAUGCAACAACUACUAAUAGUAAUACUGCUACUGCUGCUGUUACAGCUACUACAACUGUUACUAGUUCUUCUACUACCACUUCUACUAAAGCUGUAGAAUCAACAAGUUCACCGGUAGGAACAAUUUUGGUUGACGAAGCAGUUGGAGGAAAUGAAUCUUCAAGUUUGGAGGGUAAAAAAGAUGAGCAUCUGACAUUAGAAGAGAAAACUGAAAAAACCAAACUCUUGAUAGCUGAGAAGCAGGCAGCCAAAGCCAAGUUGGAAGCAGAGAAGGAGAGACAGAAGGAGCUGGAGAGAAGAAAACUUGGACAGGAUUUAAACAAACUGAAGGAUCUUAAGAGUGAAAUGGAAAGAAAAGAGCUUGAGAAGGAGUUGAAGGGGAGGAAGGAAGCAGACAGACUGGCUAGGGAACAAAUCAGACGACAACUUCAGUUGGACAGAGAGGAUAGAGCAAGGAAGUACUACAAUGAGAAGGAGGAAGAGACGAACCAACAAAUUCAAAAGGAGAAUGAAAAAACGGCUGCUGAAAAGGAAAAGUUGGAAAGAGAGAGAGUUGCAAAACUGACUGUAGCUCGGAUUCAAUUUCGAUUUCCCGAUGGUUCCAGCAAGGUUCAACAAUUCAACUCAUCAGAAUUACUUUCGGUUGCUCACUCAUUUGCUUUGCAGUCCAUGCCAGGAUCAGUGAAGAAUGUUUCCCUUUCGACCAUUCAUCCCAGGAAGUUGUUCCAAGCAGAGGACUACGAUCAAACUUUUCUCCACCACAAUCUUGCUCCGUCUGCUGUUCUCGUCGUCCUUCCAACUACGUCUGCAAGCUCUUUCGUCUCUUCCUCUUCUUCACAAAGAACAACAGCAGUGGCGGGCAGUGGCAGUGGCAACUUCAUCUACCACGUCUGGAUCCAGAUAGUUUCAUUCUUGCAGUACCUACUUUCCUUCUUACUCCCAUUCUCAUCCUCGUCAACAACCACGACAACUACUCCAGUUGUAGUUGAUGGUGGCGGUGGCGGUAGCUCCACACAUACGGCACACCACCCACCAACAACUGUCCAUUCAGAACCUCUCUCCUCAUCAUCGUCGUCGCCAGUUGCUUAUGGAGGCGCCCGUCCAAAGACCACAAACACCGACGGGCUGAAGAAGCGAAAGGAAGGCAACAUACACAGGCUGACGGCUGCUGAUGAGGAGGACGAUGAGCAGGCAACCUGGAAUGGAAAUUCAACGCAACAAAUGUGAAAUUGUGGUCCCAAAUUUAAAAUGUUCAAUUACUAAUGAUUGUAAGAAUUGGUAAAAUGUUUAAAUUAAAAAAAAUUCUCUUUCGACUAAUCAACUAUUUAAUAAAUUUUAUAAUAAUAGUAACUAUAACUAUAACGCUAAUGAUGACGAUGAUGGUGAUGGCGAUAACGGGUUUGGUGGGGGUAAUAAAAUGGUGAAAAUAAUGACGAUGAAUAAUAAUUAAAUAUUUUUUGAUGGUUGGUCUUAAUGUCUUUAGUCAUGAGUUUUAAUGUUAAAGGUAUCAAUUGAGUAUCUAAUCAUCAAGCAAUUGUUUCAAUCUUUAAACAUGUUAUCAAUAAUUGAAUUGAAUUUUUGAUUUUCAGUGAACGUUCCUUUAAUGUUACACCGUUGUGAUUGUAUUUUUGCUCUUGAUUCCUACGAUUUUUUAAAAUAAUUCGUUAAUUGAUUAAUUAAUUAAUCAUAUCACUGGCAAGUUUAUAAGCAAAUUGAAUUUUGUGUUUUUUUUUCUCCCCAAAAUCAUUACUUUUACUAUAA